Ceratitis capitata (Mediterranean fruit fly) is the source of this 1246-nucleotide messenger RNA. RefSeq names its product microfibril-associated glycoprotein 4-like. Lineage: Eukaryota; Metazoa; Arthropoda; Insecta; Diptera; Tephritidae. The record is from RefSeq and is a predicted model, not a curated record. Bases 196 to 1194 code for a protein of 332 amino acids. The transcript has 4 exons.
AACAAUGUAAAUAAAUUCAUUUUCAUUAAAUUGCCGUAUAUUCAGAUGACUUAAAUUUUUAUUAAUUUUCUGUGCUAACAAGUGCAAGCCGAACCGAAGAUGCAAUUAAGUGCAGGAUUUUCCUAUAUUCGUAUGGUGUAAAUUAAAUAUUUAUAAUCCUCAUAUGUAUGUACGUAUCACCACCAACAUCUAAAAAUGCUCACACAUGUCAACAGCAUUUCAUUGGUACGCUCAACAACAACAAAGCCAACAACAAACAUCAUCACCGCUCGCCAAACGAUGACAGUUCAAUAUAGAAAUCUCAUAAAUCAUGCAACACCUGCCGGAGCAUGGAUGCCAAAAGGAUUGAAAACAUUAAAUGGCAAAGUUGAAACCCUUUCAACACAUCCUGAAAUUGAGCCAUCAGCAUCUUGUACGCAUCACCCACAUGCGCAUCGUAAACAACAUGGAACGGACAAUCUACAAGAGGUCGAGUCGCAUCACAAACGUUAUCACCACGCCCAAAGCUUGCGCUCCAUGCACACCUCGCCAUCAGUAGGUGGUGGCAACCACAAAUGCUCGGAUAAUUUGGCACAGAUUUGUCAAAACGUUGGUGUGAGUCAAAUUCAGCUGGACGAUACCAAAGUGUUGCCCUUCGGUGUACUUUGCGAUGCCGAACGUUGGAUUGUCGUCCUGCAGCGUUUAGAUGGCGCUGUUGCAUUUCAUAAUCGCACAUGGAACUCGUAUAAGCAAGGUUUUGGCAGUGUUGGUGAGAAGAGUGAAUUCUUUUUGGGCUUACAACAUUUGCAUGAGCUCACCUUCAGCGGUUUCUUUGAGCUACGCAUUGAUUUGGCGGAUUUCAAGGGCAUUGAGAAAUACGCGCAUUACAGUGAUUUCAGUGUCUUCAAUGAACGUGCUGACUACAAGUUGGGUAUAUUAGGUGUUUAUCAUGGCACGGCCGGUGAUUCUUUCAUGUACCAUGAGAGCCAGCAGUUUAGCGCAAUUGAUCGUGAUAAUGAUGCCAAAUUGCAAGGUAGCUGCAGUGAGGAAUAUAAUAGUGCUGGCUGGUUUAAGAAUUGUAUGGAAAGUAAUCUUUUCGGUAAUUAUUUGCAUGGUGAGACGGAUAAGUUUAAGGAAGGUAUGUAUUGGGAAACCUUCCAUGGGCCGGAAUAUUCUCUAAAGCAAGUCAAAGUGUCUAUCCGUGCUAAAUGUUAAAUUCCAAUAUAAUUCGAGUAGAAUAAAAAUAAAUAAUCAUUACGUAACAGAA